Messenger RNA from Trichechus manatus latirostris (Florida manatee), 7720 nucleotides. It is a transcript of the gene NUP214, whose product is annotated as nucleoporin 214. Gene Ontology annotation, molecular function: structural constituent of nuclear pore; protein binding. Gene Ontology annotation, cellular component: nuclear pore. NCBI's taxonomy places the organism in Eukaryota, Metazoa, Chordata, Mammalia, Sirenia, Trichechidae. The record is from RefSeq and is a predicted model, not a curated record. The transcript is spliced from 36 exons. Gene Ontology annotation, biological process: RNA export from nucleus; protein import into nucleus. The coding region runs from base 89 to 6397 and encodes 2102 amino acids.
ACUGAGGGAAGGAAGUUGGCCUUGGAGCGGCCUCUUUUCUAGGCCGAGCCGGCGUCCGCGGCUGUUUCAACAACCUUUGUGCGGCGCGAUGGGAGACGAGAUGGAUGCGAUGAUCCCUGAGCGGGAAAUGAAGGAUUUUCAGUUUAGAGCACUGAAAAAGGUGAGAAUCUUUGAGUCCCCUGAGAAGUUGCCCAAGGAACGCUCAAGUUUGCUUGCUGUGUCCAACAAGUAUGGUCUGGUCUUUGCUGGUGGAGCCAGUGGAUUGCAUAUUUUUCCUACUAAAAGUCUUCUAAUUCAAAAUAAACCUGGGGACGAUCCCAAUAAAAUUGUUGAUAAAGUCCAAAGCUUGCUAGUGCCUAUGAAAUUCCCUAUACAUCACCUGGCACUGAGCUGUGAUAACCUCACACUCUCCGUGUGCAUGAUGUCCAGUGAAUAUGGCUCCAUUAUUGCUUUUUUUGAUGUUCGCACCUUCUCAAACGAGGCUAAACAGCAGAAACGCCCAUUUGCCUAUCAUAAGCUUUUAAAAGAUGCAGGAGGCAUGGUGAUUGAUAUGAAGUGGAACCCCACUGUUGCCUCCAUGGUGGCAGUUUGUCUGGCCGAUGGCAGUAUAGCUGUCCUACAAGUUACAGAAACGGUGAAAGUGUGUGCAACUCUUCCUUCCACGGUAGCAGUAACAUCUGUGUGCUGGAGCCCCAAAGGAAAGCAGCUGGCAGUGGGAAAACAGAAUGGAACUGUGGUCCAGUAUCUUCCCACUUUGCAGGAAAAAAAAGUCAUUCCUUGUCCUCCAUUUUAUGAGUCAGAUCAUCCAGUCAGAGUUCUGGAUGUGCUAUGGAUCGGUACAUAUGUCUUCACGAUAGUAUAUGCAGCUGCAGAUGGUACCUUGGAAACUUCUCCAGAUGUGGUGAUGGCUCUACUACCUAAAAAGGAAGACAAGCACCCAGAGAUAUUUGUGAACUUCAUGGAGCCCUGCUACGGCAGCUGCACAGAGAGACAGCAUCAUUACUUCCUCAGUUACGUUGAGGAAUGGGAUUUAGUGCUGGCAGCAUCUGCGGCUUCCACAGAAGUUAGUAUCCUUGCUCGACAAAGUGAUCAGAUUAACUGGGAAUCUUGGCUCCUGGAGGAUUCUAGUCGAGCCGAACUGCCUGUGACAGACAAGAAUGAUGACUCCUUGCCCAUGGGAGUUGCCAUAGAUUAUACUAACCAAAUGGAAAUCACCAUCAAUGACGAAAAGACUCUUCCUCCUGCUCCAGUUCUUAUGUUGCUUUCAACAGAUGGUGUGCUUUGUCCAUUUUAUAUGAUUAAUCAAAAUCCUGGCAUUAGAUCCCUCAUCAAGUCACCAGAACAGCUCUCAUUAGAAGGGGAACGACAACCCAAGUCGUCAGGAAGUACUCCCACAACCCCAACCUCCUCUCAAGCCCCACAAAAGAUUGAUGCUUCAGCAGCUGCAGCUCCUACUUCUGUUCCACCUGCAUUACCCACUGCUUCCACCUCCACCUUCUCUUUGCCGUCUGCUGUUGGAGCUUCUGCCGUGUUCUCCUUUGGUUCUUCAUCCUUGAAGUCAUCUGCUUCUGUCACUGGGGAACCCCCUCCACAUUCCGUUGCAUCAGACAAUUCUAAACCAACCCUGGGCUCUGGUGCACCGACCUUCUCUUUUGCUCCUCCUUCUAAAACCCCUCUAGCCCCCACCCCUGUGGCAUCUCCUAUGGCACCAUCAGCUGUUUCAUUCUCCUUCGGGUCAUCAAGUUUUAAACCUACCCUGGAAAGCACGCCAGUGCCAAGUAUAUCUAUGCCAAACAUAGGAAUGAAGUCCUCCUUCCCACCUUCAGCCUCUGCAGUCAAAGCCAACCUUAGUGAAAAGUUUACUGCUGUGGCUACCUCUGCUCCUGUUAAUAGCUCACAGAGCACACCCUCGAUGCUGCCAUUCUCUCCUGCCUCAAAGACAGGUUCCUCUGGGUCCCUCAGCCACCCCACGCCUCUCUCAGCACCAUCCAGUUCCGUGACAUUAAAGCCCACAGUCUCUCCCUCGGCAGCAGGACGAUCUGCUCAGGGCAGUCCGACUCCAGCAUUCUCAAUGGUACAGAAGUCACCCAGGAUUACCCCUCCAGUGGCCAAGUCAGGUUCUCCCCAGGCGAAAGCACUUCAGCCUCCGGUUUCAGAAAAGCAGGGACAUCAGUGGAAAGAGUCAGAUCCUGUGAUGGCUGGAAUCGGGGAGGAGAUUGCACACUUUCAAAAGGAGUUGGAAGAGCUGAAAGCCCGGACUUCCAAAGCCUGUUUUCAAGUGGGCACUUCUGAGGAGAUGAAGAUGCUGCGAACAGAAUCAGAUGACUUGCACACCUUUCUUUUGGAGAUUAAAGAGACGACAGAGUCUCUUCAUGGUGAUAUAAGUACCCUGAAAACAACUUUACUUGAGGGCUUUGCUGGUGUUGAAGAAGCCAGAGAACAAAAUGAAAGAAGUUGUGACUCUGGAUAUCUACAUUUACUUUAUAAGAGACCACUGGAUCCCAAGAGUGAAGCUCAGCUCCAGGAAAUUCGACGUCUUCAUCAAUAUGUGAAAUUUGCUGUCCAAGAUGUGAAUGAUGUUCUUGACUUGGAGUGGGAUCGGCAUUUGGAACAAAAGAAAAAGCAAAAACGCCUGCUUGUGCCAGAGCGAGAGACACUGUUUAACACCCUUGCUAACAACCGGGAAAUCAUUAACCAACAGAGGAAGAGGUUGAAUCACCUAGUGGACAGUCUCCAGCAGCUCCGUCUUUAUAACCAGACCUCCCAGUGGAAUCUUCCCUCAGCUGUUCCUUCCCAGAGCAGCACUCACAGUUUCGACAGUGACCUUGAAAGCCUGCGCAAUGCUUUAUUGAAAACCACCAUAGAAUCUCACACCAAACCCUUGCCCAGAAUACCAGCUAAACUGUCCCCCGUGAAACAGGCACAAUUGAGAAACUUCUUGGCCAAGAGGAAGACCCCACCAGUAAGAUCCACCGCUCCAGCCAGCCUCUCUCGGUCAGCCUUCCUGUCUCAGAGAUAUUAUGAAGACUUGGAUGAAGUCAGCUCAACGUCAUCCAUUUCCCAGUCUUUAGAAAGUGAAGAUGUGCGGGUGCCAUGUAAAGAUGAGGAUGCGGUGGUCCAAGUCCCCAGGCAUACCCCCGUGGUUCGCACACCCUCCAUCCAGCCCAGUCUCUUGCCCCAGGCAACUCCUUUUGCUAAAUCUCAUCUGAUUCAUGGUUCUUCACCUGGUGUGAUAGGAACUUCAAUAUCUACAUCUGCCAACAAAAUCAUUCCUCAAGGGGCUGAUAGCACAAUGCUUGCAACAAAAACCGUGAAACAUGGUGCACCUAGUUCUUCCCACCUCAUCUCAGCUCCCCAGGCAGCAGCUGCUGCAGCCCUGAGACGGCAGAUGGCCAGUCAGGCACCAGCUGUAAAUACCUUGACUGAAUCAACUUUGAAGAAUGUCCCUCAAGUGGUAAAUGUGCAGGAAUUGAAGAAUAAUCCUACAGCCUCCUCUGCAGCAAUGGGUUCCUCAGUACCAUACUCUACAGCCAAAGCGCCUCACCCAGUGUUGACCCCAGUGGCUUCUAACCAAGCCAAGCAGGGUUCUCUAAUAGAUUCCUUAAAGCCAUCUUCCCCCAUACCAGCAUCCAGUCCAUUGUCAUCUGGUGACAAAGCUUCAGGGCCAGGGACAGCCAAGAUAGAAACAGCUGUGACGUCUACCCCAUCUGCUGCUGGACAGUUCAGCAAGACCUUCUCAUUUUCUUCAUCAGGGAAUGGCUUUAAUUUUGGGAUACUCGCAUCAACACCAGCUUCUAAUUUUACUGCUGCCCAAGGGGCAACACCCCCCAAUAAAGAGUCAAACCAGCUCGAUGCAUUCUCAUUUGGUGGGGUAGGCAAACCUUUUUAUGAGACCACUCCUGAAAGCACACCUCCUUCAGGAAUCACAUCAUCAUCAAACACCGCUGGAGCUGCUGUUGCUUCUUCAGGAGAGUUUGUUCCGUCUAACAGCAGACUUGUGGCACCUUCUGGAAUUGCUCUUUCCACAGCCUCUAGCAAGCUAGAAACUCCUUCAUCAAAGUUGGGAGAGCUUCUGUUCCCAAAUUCUCUGGCUGGAGAGACUCUAGGAAGUUUUUCAGGACUGCGAGUUGGUCAAGCAGAUGACUCUACAAAGUCAGCCAGUAAGGCUUCGUCCACAAGCCUAACUAGUGCACAGUCAACCAAGACUUCAACCGUAUCUUCAGGGUUUAGUUUUACUGGCCCUCCAGUGCUAGGGAAGCACGUGGAGCCCCCUGUGACUUCCUCUCUGACCUCUACCACAGUAGCACCACCAGCAGCAGCCAGCACAAGCACCAGCAGUUCCUCAACUGGUGUUUUUGGCAGCCUGCCGCUCACCAGUGCAGGUUCCUCUGGGGUAAUCAAUUUUGGUGGGACUUCUCUAAGUGGUGGCAAGGCUAGUUUUUCAUUUGGAAGCCAACAGACCAGUAGUGCAGUGACCACAUCUGUCCCAUCAUCAGCUACAACUGCCACUGCCCUGCCUACAUCAUUCCCCACAUUGUCACUUGGUAACCUCCUGAGUUCAGCGUCCACUACCACCCAGCCUGUGUCCUCUGGUAAAAACACAGAGGAAGUCACGUCAUCAGCUCUGCCUGAGAAGCCAGGCAGCAGUGAGGUUGUAGCAUCAACACCCUCACUUCUAGGGCAGCAACAGUCAGCCCAGCUUUCCCAGUCUCCUCUGCAAACUUCUGACUCUGUUAAAAAAGAGCCUGCUCUUGCCCAGCCCGCUACCAGCAACACCACCACUGCAGCAUCUAGUACGAGUCUCGUAGCACCUUCUGCAGAGGCCACUCCAGCAGCCACCAGGGUCCCUGAUGUUAAGACAGAGGCAGUUUCUUCAGCUUCCACGUUUUCAGUGCCCGGGCAGACUGCUGUCACAACAACUACAAUCACAAGUGCAGUCCUUGUGGCUGCAGAAACAUCAGGCACCCCCACAACCUCCAGCACUGUUUCCAGUAUUGCUUCAAGCCCAGCUACAGAGACAGCAGUGUUUGGAACUGCCACUUCUGGCUCAUCUGUCUUUACUCAGCCACCUGCUUCCAGUUCUAGCUCAGCUUUCAGCCAACUCACCAGUAACACAGCCACUGCCCCCUCCGCUACCCCCAUGUUCGGGCAGGUGGCAGCCAGCACUGCACCAAGCCUGUUUGGGCAGCAGACAGGCAACAUAGUGAGCACAGCAGCCUCCACACCACCAGUCAGCAGCUCAGGGUUUGGCAGUCCAGCUUUUGGCAACUCAGCAACGGGGGUCUUUGGACAAGCGACCUUUGGGCAAGCCCCUGCCUUUGGGCAGCCUACGAGCAGCCCCGCAAGCGGCUUCUCCUUCAGUCAGUCUGGGUUCAGUUCGGUCCCUGCUUUUGGUCAAUCCAUUUCCUCCACCCCCACAUCUACCGGUGGGAAUGUCUUUGGCCCCUCCUCAAGCACCAGUAGUUCUAGCUCCUUCUCAUUUGGACAGUCUUCUGCCAACACAGGAGGAGGACUGUUUGGCCAAGGCAAUCCUCCUGCUUUUGGUCAGAGCCCAGGCUUUGGGCAGGGAGGGUCUGUGUUUGGUAGUACUUCAGCCACCACCACAACAGCGUCAUCCACUGGGUUUAACUUUUGUCAAGCUUCAGGUUUUGGGUCUAGCAAUACUGGUUCUGUGUUUGGACAGGCAGCCAGUACUGGUGGAACAGUCUUUGGCCAGCAGUCGUCCUCUUCCAGUGGUAGCGUGUUUGGGUCUGGAAACACUGGAAGAGGGGGAGGAUUCUUCAGUGGCCUUGGAGGGAAACCCAGCCAGGAUGCAGCCAACAAAAACCCAUUCAGCUCAGCCAGCGGGGGCUUUGGAUCUACAGCCACCCCAAAUACCUCUAACUUAUUCGGAAACAGUGGGGCCAAGACAUUUGGUGGAUUCGCCAGCUCAUCAUUUGGAGAGCAGAAACCGGCUGGCACUUUUAGCUCGGGAGGAGGAAGUGUGGCAUCCCAAGGCUUUGGGUUUUCUACUCCAAAUAAAACAGGUGGCUUCGGUGCUGCUCCAGUGUUUGGCAGCCCUCCUACUUUUGGGGGAUCCCCUGGGUUUGGAGGGGUGCCAGCAUUCGGUUCAGCCCCAGCCUUUACAAGCCCUCUGGGCUCGACGGGAGGCAAAGUGUUCGGAGAGGGUACCGCGGCUGCCAGCGCAGGAGGAUUCGGGUUUGGGAGCAGCAGCAACACCACAUCUUUUGGCACCCUUGCGAGUCAAAAUGCUCCUACUUUUGGAUCACUGUCUCAACAGACUUCUGGUUUUGGGACACAGAGCGGUGGAUUCUCUGGUUUUGGAUCCGGUGGAGGAGCAUUCAGCUUUGGAACAUCUAACUCGUCUGUCCAAGGGUUUAGUGGAUGGAGAAGUUGAGUGGGUGUCGUUGUCCCUCUCAGUUCCUGUCACUGACUGGCUGCAUUCUCAGAUCCUCUCCACAGAGAAAUCCUGAAGCCGGCUUCUAAAAUGUACCUUCUCCAUUGAAAUACACGCAUGCCCAGAAAGAAACAACAGUAACCAAAAAAUCUAAGAUGCUUGAUUGCUUGUCUGUUUUGUUUUAUAUUUUUGUUUUGAGAUUGUUUUUGUUUUUGUUUUUCUGUUAUUAAACUGUUCUGGUCUGUUUUGGUACAGAAUGUAUUGGGUUUUUUCAGGUUACAGCCAAGGAGAGGUUUUCCCAUUUCUGUGGCUCUGAGAAACCUACACAGCCUUCUGUCAGCCAGCAACGUGUGUCUUCAAGGAUGGCAUCAAAAGUAACCAGCAUAGCAUCUUGACAAACGAAAGGAUUAGGCAGGGGCUUCUCACAGGGAAUCUCCCUGACCACGCUUGGACCUAGGGCCCAUGUAGAAGGGAAGUUGAAUGCUGGUGGGCCACCUUCCUGAGGCCACAGCUUGGUGUCUUCUCAGCAUGUCCUUUUUGCUGUUGUGUAUCAGGACCCUCAACGUACCGACUCUUUGAUUGUGCAGACACAUCGGAACCCAUGUAAGAGCAGGCAUCAGUUGAGUUUCAGAGUGGUAAUAGCACCAUUAAGUAUAGUUAGCUGUGAGGCAAGCAUGGAAAAUAGACCAGUAUGAGGAUUUCCAUCUCCUUUCCUUGGAGAGUCCACAGCUGAGUUGUGACAAACAAGUAUGCUGCCUUUGAACACCCUCAUUGACCUUCAUUUGGCUCUUGGGCACUGUGUGUCCCAUAGCUAAUUUCUUCUACCCCCCUGGAAAGGAGGUGGGCAGUUGAUUGAGAAGGCAGCCUUUAUCUCCAGGAUGUGACAGUGACAUUGGGAACCACGCCUAGCACUCUCUUAACCACAGAGCAGAUAACCCUUGGGGAGACACAGGAGUUGUGAAGGCACUGCUAUCUCCAGAUACCACUAGCCAGACAGUGCUGGAUUUGACAACAGUGCUUGUUAGCAUGGCCAGUAAGAGCAUAAUUUCAGUUUUGUUAAAGUGCUUAUUUUCCUAUAAUGCAGAAUCUUUCAGGCCUGGGCAUAUUUUAUUUCUUAGACCUAUAAUAUCCUAGAGAGUUGCUGACAAACAGGGCUGCCCUGCCUCAAAAGCAGGGCUAAGAAUUUCUCAUCUUUCAGGCCCAGAAUAUGGCAGUGCUUUGGGUGGGAUCAUUAGCAGGGGAGGGUUGGAAAGGGGUCAGUUUAGAGUUUUGCAUAUUGGAAAGUUGUAUUUUAAAAUGUUUUAAUAAAAGUUUUAUAUGUGA